AUGCAAACAUCAACGUCAUCAACGACUUCAUCAGUAAUAAUACGAAAUCGUUUAGAUAAUAUUAGUGUUGAUGGUAAUUAUUUAUCAAAAACGUUAUCAACAGUUUCAUCAAAUUUACUUUCAAUUUCACUUGUUUCAUCUUCACAAUCAUCCUCAUUAUUAACAGUUUCUAAUAGUGAUAAUGGUAAUGGAAAUUUUAUGUCCUCUGAUGAGGAUUUUGACAUUCCCGAAUGGUGUAAUAUUUUAUCGGCAAAUUGUGAAUGUCAUAUCGCUUAUCAAUUUUAUGAAUAUGAUGAAGUGAUAUUACUUGGUUUGGUGACAUUGCCAAUUGUUAUAUUUGGACUUUUGGCGAAUCUUACCUCUGUUCGUAUCUUCACUCACCGUUUAAUGUUUUCAUCGUCGAUAAAUUGGUAUCUCGCAGUGCUUUCAUGUUCUGAUACACUUAUAUUGUUUUCUGCAUUCUUCGUAUUAUCGCUACCAAGAAUUGGUGAAUAUUCAAAACUUUGGUCAGCAACAAGUCUCAGGUAUGGAAAAAACUGA
Molecule: messenger RNA, 540 nt
Organism: Dracunculus medinensis (Guinea worm)
Lineage: Eukaryota; Metazoa; Nematoda; Chromadorea; Rhabditida; Dracunculidae
Source: the annotation of a GenBank genome assembly